Molecule: messenger RNA, 1245 nt
Organism: Paraphaeosphaeria sporulosa
Lineage: Eukaryota; Fungi; Ascomycota; Dothideomycetes; Pleosporales; Didymosphaeriaceae
Exons: 2
Biological process (GO): spliceosomal complex disassembly
Cellular component (GO): U2-type post-mRNA release spliceosomal complex
Source: RefSeq, a predicted model, not a curated record
AUGAAGCGAUCAGGCUCAGGACGCGUAGCGCGCAAGAUUGGCGCAUACGACGACAGUUCUGCAGACAGCGCCAACAGCUCACAGAACGAAGCGCAGAGCCAGCCAGACAUUGUAGUCAGAAAACCUACUUUCGGGAAGAGCAAGAAGCGCUCGUCCUUGCGCAUCUCCUUCGGGCCCGGCGAUUCAGACGCAAAUGAUGGCGACGAAUCGAGCGAUGCCGGUGUUUUCACGCCAAAGAAGUCUAAUCUCAGCCGCAUAGCGCAAGAAAGGAGUGCACAGCUCAGAGCAAGAUCUCCGCUCGUUCAGGAAGCGCCGCGACCUGUCACAGACGAAGCCCGACCGAGCUAUAAUUCAGACCAUCUCGCUGAGUUGCGGAAGUCCACACCCUCUAAGCCGAAAGAUCUCAAGCCGUCAGCUGAAGAAGAGGAAGAGCAGCGAGCGCUUGACAUAGCUGCCAAGUUUGGCUCUUCUGCUCCGAUAUCGCUGGAUCCUGUGACAUCUGCGAUCCCUACGCAGGCGGAGAUCCUAGAGAAGAAAGCAAGGCGGAGACGGUUGGCUCAAGAGCAAAAUGCCUACGAUGAGGAUGAGGACAGGCCAUGGGCCUCGGAUGAUGACGACGAGUUUCGCACUCACAAGAACGAGAUCUCUCUACGACCGAAGGAGAAGUGGGGUGAAACUCGCCUCGUUCGUGACGAUGAAGACAUUGCAGAAGGCUUUGACGACUUUGUUGAAGACGGAAAGAUAGCCAUGGGACGAAAAGCAGAGCGCGAAACACAGCGGAGACGGCGUGCCGAGAUGGCUGAUCUGAUCAACGAUGCUGAAGGUGGAUCAGGUGACGAUGGCUCGGACGACUCUGAAGAAGAGCGCAACGCAGCGUUUGCUGCAGCACAAGCUCGUUCCGGGAGGUACGGACAGAAGGACCUAGACGAGGAGGACGGUGCAAGGACUCCACCGCGGAUUACACCGUUGCCAGACCUCGGAGACAUUCUGUCAAGCCUACAAUCGGACAUAGACACAAAGCAGCAGCGCCAGGAGCUGAUUCGCAGGAAGUUGGAAGAAUUGAAGGAGGAUAAGGUCCGCGUCGCGGAACGAAAGCAUUAUCUCCAACAACAGUUGCAAGAGACUGCGGAGAAGUUUGAGAAGUUGCGACAGGAGGAAGGCUUACCGGCACUGCCUUCGAACCCCGCAGCCGGGAAUAGGAUGAUUGCAGAGAGGGGCCUCGACAGUCUUGGGACAACACCAGUU